Auanema sp. JU1783 is the source of this 1380-nucleotide messenger RNA. Lineage: Eukaryota; Metazoa; Nematoda; Chromadorea; Rhabditida; Rhabditidae. The record is from the annotation of a GenBank genome assembly.
AUGGAUAAUCAAAUGAAUAGAGAAAAUAUCAGAAACACAAAAACAAUGAUUGGUCAUGAUGCCCUAGGCGCGAUUGACGACGAAAAGGCUAGAAUGACGGAUUGGGAAACUACCUUAAAGCUUGCCCUUCUGGCUAGCAUCACACUCGUUUACAGUCAAACGACACCAUUAUUUCCUAUUUCCUGUGAAUUGAACAUUCUCAUUGUACUUGACAGAUCUGAUUCGGUGAAGGGUGGCUUCAACACGAGUCGUAAGUUUGUAACGGAUGUCUCCGAAGAACUUCAGAUCGGACCAAAUAAACAUGAAGUUGCUAUGAUCGUCUACUCUGGCUUGAGCUAUCGAAGAGAGAUUUUUAAAUGGAAUUUUGCAAAAAGCAACCAAGAAUUUGUAAGAAUUACAAACAACCUUAGAGCUAUUGGAGGUACAACCAACACAAAGAAGGCUCUGGAAGUUGCAUUGGAUUUGAUGGAGGAGAGAAACAAAACCAUUCCAACUGUUGUUAUGGUUGUCACAGACGGCAGAUCUGCUGAUGAUCCAAAACUCCCUGGCCAAAAGCUUCAACGAGAACCGAAUACCUGGGUAUUUGCUGCAGCCACUGGAGAUCCGAAAAAAGUUGACACGAGAGAGCUAAUGGAUAUAACUGGAAACAUCAAUCAUAUCGUAAUGCAUAGUGGACGUUUACUGGCUACUGACAUUGCCAAAAGAAUUCUUCGAGCAGCCCAGGAAAAAUGUAGAACAACCACAACCACCACCACAACCACCACAACAACUACAACAACCACCACAACCACGACUAAUCCCAUAACUGGAUGUGAAAUGGAUCUUGUGCUUGUACUCGACUUCUCUACUACAACCGAUCCCAUCUAUAAGUUCUACAAGGGGUUAGCUUCUCGUCUGGUGUCAGCUCUCAAGAUCGGUCCUCAUCACACACAAGUAGCAGCUGUAACUUUUGCCACUGUCGGUCGUACACGAACUCGAUUUAAUUUGAAGCAACACAAAGAUCAAAAAUCUGUGCUCAAAGCUAUUGAUGAUUUAGAAAGCCGAGGAGGAACAACAGCUAUCGGCGCUGGAAUAGCUGAAGGCAUCAAGCAGACAGAAGAUAAAGAAGGUGCUCGACCAGGAGUUGCUACCAAGGUGAUGGUUGUAUUCACUGAUGGAUGGAAUAACAAAGGAAUUGAUCCUGUUGAAGCUGCCCACAAAGCUGUUAAUGCCGGUUUUGAAUUGUACUCUGUUUCUUAUACGGGACGACCACCCAAGUCUGUGCAAACCAACAAUGAAACAUUGGCUGGUAUUGCUCAGGAUCAUGUACAUGCAUUCACAGAUAAGAACUACGAACAGUUAAUUGAGAGAAUUCGUCGACGUAACCUCAAAUGUAUGUAA